AUGCUGGCCAUGGCUCAACCGCAGCACCCGACCUCGCUCGAGCAGGGCUCGAGACGCCUCAAGAAGGGCGACGGCAAGGACAAGCUCAAGCACAGGCUGUCGAUGGCGUUCAAGAACCCGUUCUCGUCCUCGUCGUCAUCCUCCAAGAACAAGUCGGCCGACCCGGUCAACGCGCCCGCCGCACCUCGCCAUGCGCCCUCCUCAAGCUCGGCACCUGUCGUGCGUCCCAAGUCGUCGUCCCGAGUGCUCCCUGCGCCGGCGUACGAGCACCGGCGCGACAGCGGCGAGUCGACCCGGCGUCGCACCGCCGAACCUGCCGCACGCCGCACGCAAGCAGGCCCCGCCGUCGUUGGUACCUCUCCGCCUUUGCCGCCAUUGCCUCGCCACGAGGGUCCGGCCGCCCAGGUCGACUCUCGCGCGAUCGCCCAGCCCGACGGCGGCUUUUCGUCGCGAGUCGAGCCGCUCCUCCCGUCGUACUCGUCGCGCCCUGGCUCCGAGGUCAGCAUGAGCGGCCUCGGCAUCGGCGUCGAGCUUCCUGUGUCGAACCCGCCGCCAGUCCUGUCGCGCUCGGUCCAACGUGCCCCGACGCCGCCGCAAGCCGAGGUCCAGCCGCUCGAGGUCCGGCGCCCGACCCCGCCACCCGCUCAGCAGCCCCAGCAGUCUGCGCCGGCGCACCCUGCAGCGUCGACGAGCAGGUCGGCGCAGCCCUCGGACCCGCUCAUGACGGGCCGGGACCGCAUCGCCUUCCUGCGCGAGGGUGGGCGCUCGAGCGUCUCGUCCGAGUCGGGCGUCAACGCUCGCCUGACCGCCCCGCGAGGCGCCAACCGUGCCGACGCGACCAAGAGCCUCACGAUCGGCGCCAUGCCGGCCGGCUUCGAGGUGCCUCUCGCCACGGCCCCUCGAGCGCCGCUCAAGCCCCUCCAGCUCGCCUCGCGCCGGUCGUCGGCGGCCCUCGAGCACAGCCGCCACUCCUCGAUCGACCACAGCCGGCGUUCGUCGUUCGCGAUCGACCAGAGUCGCCGCUCGUCGCUCGCGCCUGAGCCGAGUCGUCGGUCGUCGCUGGGGCCCGAGCACAGCCUCGCGACCGCCUCGACGUCGAGGUCGCAGGCCCGGCGCCCGAGCGAGAGCCUCUGCCGCCGCCCGAUGAUCAACGUCGCGACGCAGACGCCCCGAGACUGGGCGGCGUCGGUCUCGCACGCCCUCGCCUCGUCGUCGUCGAGCCGACCGUCCUGGACGCACGCCGUGUCUACGCCGCCGCAAGCGUACGGCGCGUUCCCGGUUCCGCCUCCUGUUCCGCCGCACGACACGCCGCCUCAGCGCCACGGCAUCUCGCCGUCGAUCUACUCGGUCGCGUCGUUCGACCCGCGCGCGAGCAUCUCGGCGCCACUGCCCGAGUGGCCCGAGGCGCCCGAGCUCCUCGCCCCGAUCAACUACGACCUGCCGUACCUGACGCCGCGAGUCGACGAGGACUAUGCCUCGGUCGUGCGCCAGCUCGACGAGCUCGCGACGCCGGUCCCGCGCAGCCUCGUCGAGGAGGCCAUCGAGCAGAGCCGUCUCGCGGCCGCUUUGCCCUCGUCGACCGCCGAGCGCACGCCGACCAUCCCGGCGGCGCACAAGCCGACGACGGCCUCGAUGGGUUACCUCCCGCCGACGUACGCCAUGGCAGAAGCCGACGAGCUCGUCCUCUCGACGCACCGCUCUCGCACCCCGUCGCCGGUCCCGGCGCUCUCGCACGGCCACUCGAGCGCCGACGAGGGCGACUCGUCCUCUCGCGACUCGCGCCGCGCGAGCUCGACGCUGUCGUCGCCGCGCCGCUCGACCGACGACGGCUCGGAGCCGCUCACGCCGCCGACGAGCGCCGUCUCGAGCGUCUUUCCCGAGCUCGCACAUGCGCACGUCGAGGUCGCCAGGACCAAGGUCUCGGACGGCGACGACGAGGCGGACGAGGCCGUCGUGACGAUCCGCCGUGCGUCGCUCGUGACGAGCCAGGUCCGCAAGGCGUCGCUCGUCUCGCCCAAGACGUCGCGCCCGGCUUCGGUCGUCUCGGCGGCGGUGCGGCACGGCUCGAUCAGCUCGAUCCAGGAGCACCGCACGAGCGUGGCGAGCAACACGUCGAGCGGGCUCGGCGUAGGUGCCAGCGCCUCGACUGGUGCUGCCGAACUUGUCGUCGUCGCGGCGCUCUCGACAGACGGCCCAUCGCCUGCGCACGCCGUCCUUGUCACCAAGGACGCGCCCGUCGACGUCGCGGAGACCGCCCAACCUGCGCCGGUAACGUCCUCGACCGCCUCGCCCGGGCUCGAGCACCCUCGCCCUCGCCCUCGUCCCGCCGCCGCCUACUCGUCCGCCGCGACGCUCCCGACCCGCCGCAACUCUGAGCCCUUCCCCUCGCUCGUCGCCGGCCCUCGCCUGCGCCAACCCGGGUCGGUCAUGAGCGGCGCCGACCGCGCCUCUCGCGGCCGGAGCUUCUUCCUCGUGCAGGCGCUCAUGGGCGAGAGCCAGCCCGAGGGCAUGGUGCGCGACUGGGCCAAGGACGAGGAGAGCGAGGACGAGAGCGACGGCGAGGUGAGCGUGCUCGGUGGAGAGAGCGAGCUCGACGAGGAGGAGGACGAGGAGGACGAGGCCUGAGCGGGGUCUGGUGGACGAGCAUUGUAGCCAUCUCUCUGUCCCUCUCUGUGUAGCCUCCUCUCCCGUGUUCUUCUGCACUGUAUCUAGCUCUCUGCCCUACC
This is a messenger RNA of Rhodotorula graminis WP1, 2726 nucleotides long. RefSeq lists its product as uncharacterized. The transcript has 2 exons. The record is from RefSeq and is a predicted model, not a curated record. Lineage: Eukaryota; Fungi; Basidiomycota; Microbotryomycetes; Sporidiobolales; Sporidiobolaceae. The coding region runs from base 1 to 2625 and encodes 874 amino acids.